AUGGCGGACGCCGGCUUGCGCCGCGUGGUUCCCAGCGACCUGUAUCCCCUUGUGCUUGGUUUUCUGCGCAAUAACCAACUCUGAGAAGUGGCCAAUAAGUUCGCCAAAGCGACAGGCGCUACACAGCAAGAUGCCAACGCCUCUUCCCUCUUGGACAUCUAUAGCUUCUGGCUGAACAGGUCCGCUAAGACCCCAAAGAGGAAGUUACAGGCAGAUGGACCAGUGACUAAGAAGACUAAGAAGAAGACCUCAUCCAGUGACAGUAGUGAGGACAGCAGUGAGGAGAAGGAACAAGCUCAAGGGCCUCCAGUUAAGAAGGCUGCUGUAUCUGCCAAGCGGGCCAGUCUGCCUCAGCAUCCUGGAAAGGCUGUGGCCAAAGCAUCAGAGAGCAGCAGCAGUGAAGAAUCCAGUGAUGAUGAGGAAGAGAAAGACAAAAAGAAAAAACCUGUCCAGAAGGGAGUUAAACCCCAAGCCAAGGCAGCCAAGGCAGUCAAAGCUCUUCCUAAGAAGGCCAAGAGCUCAAGUUCCGAUUCUGACUCAAGCUCAGAGGAUCAGGCACCAAAGAACCAGAAGCCAAAGACAAGACCUGUUGUAGCUAAAGCUCAGGCUAAAGCCCCAGCCAAACCAGGUCCGCCAGCUCGAGCAGCACCUAAAGUAACCAACGGUAAAGCAGCUAGUAGCAGUAGCAGCAGCAGUAGCAGUAGUAGCAGUGAUGACUCAGAGGAGGAGAAGGCAGCAGCCAUUCCCAAGAAGAUACAGACUGUACCUAAAAAGCAAGUGGUGGCCAAGGCCUCAGUGAAAACAGCUGCCACCCCUACCCAGAAGAGUUCCAGCAGUGAAGACUCCUCCAGUGAAGAGGAAGAGGAGCAGAAAAAACCCAUGAAGAAAAAACCAGGUCCCUACAGUUCAGUACCCCCGCCUUCUGCUCCCCCACUGAAGAAGUCCCUGAAAAACCAGCCUCUCAAGAAAGCUGCAGAAAAGAAACAGCCUGCGGAAAGCAGUGAAGACAGCAGUGAUGAGUCUGAUUCAAGUUCUGAGGAAGAGAAGAAACCACCAGCUAAAGCAAACAUCUCUAGAGCAACCACCAAACCAGCUCCAGCAAAGAAGGCAGCAGAGAGCUCUUCAGACAGCUCAGACUCUGACAGCUCUGAGGAUGGAGCCCCUUCCAAGCCAGUGAGCAACGCCAAGAAUUCCUCAAGUAAUAAGGUAGCUGCCACUACCAAGCCACCUAUAGCUAAGCCAGCGGCAGCUCCCAAGCAACCUGCAGGCAGUGGCCAGAAGCCUCUGACAAGAAAGGCUGAUAGCAGCUCCAGCGAGGAAGAGAGCAGUUCUAGCGAGGAGGAGGAGAAGACAAAAAAGACUGUGGCCACCUCUAAGUCCAAGGUGACUGUCAAAGCAGCUCCAUCUCUGCCUGCCAAGCAGACUCCUCAGGGUGGAAGGGAUAGCAGCUCUGACUCAGACAGCUCCAGCAGUGAGGAGGAGGAGGAGGAAGAGAAGACAUCUAAAUCUCCGGUUAAGAAGCCGCAGAAGGCAGCAGGACGUGUGGCCCCUUCUAAGCCAGCCUCCACAAAGAAAGUGAAGGCUGAGAGCAGCACCAGUUCUUCCUCUGAUGAUUCCAGUGAGGAGGAGGAAGAGAAGCCCAAGGGCAAGGGCACUCCAAGACCACAAGCCCCCAAGGCCAAUGGCACCUCUGCACUGACUGCCCAGAAUGGAAAAGCAGCCAAGGAUGGUGAGGAGGAGGAGGAGGAAGAAAAGAAAAAGGCAGCAGUGGCAGUUUCUAAGCCAGGUUCAGGAAAGAAGCGGAAGCAGAAUAAGGCUCCCAAGGAGGCAGAGACUCCUCAAGCCAAGAAGAUAAAGCUCCAGACCCCCAACACAUUUCCAAAGAGGAAGAAAGGAGAAAAAAGAGCAUCAUCCCCAUUCCGAAGGGUGAGGGAGGAGGAAAUUGAGGUGGAUUCACGAGUGGCAGACAAUUCCUUUGAUGCCAAGCGAGGUGCAUCUGGAGACUGGGGGGAACGAGCCAAUCAGGUUCUGAAGUUCACCAAGGGCAAAUUCUUCCGUCAUGAGAAAACCAAGAAGAAGCGAGGCAGCUACCGGGGAGGCUCCAUCUCUGUCCAGGUCAAUUCUGUCAAGUUUGACAGCGAGUGACCUGGGCCAUCCUUUGCGAAGCAGGGUGAUGAUCUGAGACCACUCACUCUCUCCAGCGGACUGGGAACCCUCAAUUCUGUUAGGGGAGGGUGUUGGUGAGGACAGAAGUUUAGGGUGGGUCCUAAGACUUUAUAAUGUGAUAUCAUCUCUGGCCCUUUUCUGUGUUCCUAGUUUUGUACAGAUUUGGUUUUGAGUGUUGAUUAGCAAGGACAAGGUAAGGGGAAUGUUAUUUUUUAACAAAAUUUAUUUUAGUUGUCCCCAUCUUCCUGUUCUGUGGAAGUACACACACUGAGAAAUUUGUAUAUUUUAUAUUAAAUCAUUUCCUAUUGAUUUUUGUUGUGAUUUUCAAAGGUGGAUUCCCACAGACAAAAUCUUAACUGUUACCCA
This is a messenger RNA of Propithecus coquereli (Coquerel's sifaka), 2532 nucleotides long. Its product is annotated as nucleolar and coiled-body phosphoprotein 1-like. The transcript has 6 exons. Gene Ontology annotation, molecular function: protein binding. Gene Ontology annotation, cellular component: nucleolus; nucleoplasm. NCBI's taxonomy places the organism in Eukaryota, Metazoa, Chordata, Mammalia, Primates, Indriidae. The record is from RefSeq and is a predicted model, not a curated record.